This is a messenger RNA of Talaromyces atroroseus, 1629 nucleotides long. RefSeq lists its product as hypothetical. Gene Ontology annotation, biological process: mitotic recombination; DNA repair; DNA recombinase assembly. Bases 1 to 1629 code for a protein of 542 amino acids. The record is from RefSeq and is a predicted model, not a curated record. Gene Ontology annotation, molecular function: ATP binding; single-stranded DNA binding; double-stranded DNA binding. The transcript is spliced from 2 exons. Lineage: Eukaryota; Fungi; Ascomycota; Eurotiomycetes; Eurotiales; Trichocomaceae.
AUGGAUCUCCUAACCAUCCUGCCCACCUUCGUCAUAAAACCAUACACGCAUAUUCUCCCCUCGCUAGAAAGAAGAAACAUCUCGACCGUCGACCUGAUAACCCUCGACUAUCUCGAAAUCGCGAAACGAGCACACGUCCCCCCCGCCGACGUUCGCCGUUUGUGUGCUGAUGUCGUUGCCGCGCUACAUGGCGAUUUGGACUUGCAGGUGACGAGUGAUAGCGAUAGAAAAAACAAGGACGAAGGACAAGAGGCAGAUAGCAAGAAAGAUGCCCGAGCAGAAAGAGGGCUGGAUCUUGCGCGGUGGAAUACUGUCACCACCCUGGACCCCGCGCUAGACAAGCUUCUGGGCGGCGGUAUACCGACAGGUUAUCUGACCGAAGUCACUGGCGAGAGCGGAAGUGGAAAAACGCAAUUCCUUCUCAACCUCCUCCUCGCCGCGCAACUCCCUGCCCCAAAAGGACUCGGUAAAAGAGCCAUCUACAUAUCGACCGAGGCACCACUAUCAACACCACGACUGUCCCAGAUCCUACAAACCCACCCUUUUCUAUCCCAACUGCCCGCAAACGAGACCCCCUCUUUGGACAACGUUCUCUCCAUCACAGCCGUAGAUCUGGAAACACAAGACCAUAUACUCAACUAUCAGCUUCCAGUUGCAAUAUCGCGGUUCAAUGUUGGUUUGGUAGCGAUAGACUCGAUUGCUGCCAACUACCGUGCCGAACAUGCCUCGAACAGUAUGCAGGGUCUGUCAGCGCGCUCUGGCGAAUUGGCCAGGCUGGGACAUAUGCUGCGCAAUCUGGCUGUCAGGGAGGAUGUGGCGAUAGUUGUUGCGAAUCAGGUCUCGGACAGAUUCGAUAAUAGUAUGCUGGCAGUGGAUACACGCUUCUCACGGAGCAGUCAAACAUCACUCUUAAAUCGCGCAACACAUAACAGCAACAACAAAACAAUCGGGGAAGGGAAUGACUUCCCAUCCUCAUCCCCAGCCCUAUCGUCCACGCCUUCCUCACAACUGCCCGCUGAUGAUGACGCAUUCGUGUUCGAUGGCGCAUAUAUUGUCGGCCACCAUCCCGUGCGGAACGAAACCCUGAGUCUCGCGCACCAGCAGAAGUUUUUCACUGGCUGGGGCGACGAGGAUGGUGGUUUUUUUGAAUCGCAACAGAAAACCCCUGCAUUGGGGUUUGUGUGGUCUACGCAAAUCGCGUGUCGCAUUGCAUUGAAAAAGGACGACGAGAGUGCUGAUAAUCCUUUCCGUAUAUCAGCGUUAUCCACGCAGCCAUCAUUUCAAGUUUCGCACCCACAAGGAGAAGGAAAUGCAGUUGACAAGGAAAAUAAUCAUUCGACCGAGAUAAAAUCUGCAGGAGAAGUUUCGCUUCAGUCAUCUCCCUCCCAAAACAAGGGAAGCAAUACCCCAACGCAUCAUGAAGAGAAAGACCCUUCUCUUCCUCUAACCAAGGCCCCAAGCAAAACACCAACAAAAGUAGCAGAACGACGAACCAAACGCCGGAUCAAACUCGUCUUUGCGCCGUGGACAUCAGGCAUUGUGCACAAUGAUCAGCGUGACACUGGUAGCAACGAAAUAGAAUUUGAGAUAUGGAAGGGCGGGAUACGCAGUCUUGCAAAUAAACCCUAA